AGAAUAAAAUAAACAAAAUUAUAAAGAAAUCUAUAAAAUAAAAUAAAGCAAAUUCAAAACAGUUUUUAUAGUGAUAAAUUAUUGUUAUUAAGACAGCAAAUAAAAGUAUUUAAGCCUACAAAAUGGGUGAUGAUAUAUUUACUAAAAAGGGAUGGGUUGGAAAACUUUUAUUGAUUAUAAUGUUUAUACUAAUGUCAUGCCGUCAAACGUUACAAGCUAAAUCUAUAAAUGACUUUCAACAGCUUGAAGCUAACACUGUGAAUAAAUCAAUUCAGGAACUUUCAGCCGGUGGCAUGGAUCCGAUUUCGAAGCUACGUGCUCUUUGCAUUUCUCGUGGUGCCAAUGGCAUCAUUGGUUUGGGCAGAAUUUUCCGUAAUAUGGAUGAUGACGGCAGUAAAGCGCUAAAUGAGUAUGAAUUCACAAAAGGAAUUAAAGAAAUGGGCUUGGAAUUGAAUAAUGAAGAGAUUAAGGAAAUGUUUCGUAGCUUCGAUGAAGACGGCAGUGGUUCAGUAAAUAUGACAGAAUUUCUGCUUAAAUUAAGACCCCCCAUGUCUAAAGCUCGUUUAGAUAUAAUUGAUAAAGCCUUUACCAAAAUGGAUAAAACGGGUGAUGGUGUCAUAACCCUGGAAGAUUUAAAAAAUGUUUACACGGCUCGUGAACAUCCCAAAUUCAAGAGUGGUGAAAAGACUGAAGAUGAAAUUUUAACUGACUUUUUGCAUAAUUUUGAAGGUGGUCGUGGUAACUUGGAUGGCAAGGUAACCAAAGAAGAAUUUGUUAAUUAUUAUGCCACAAUUAGUGCCUCCAUAGAUAAUGACGAAUAUUUCCAAUUAAUGAUGACAAGAGCUUUUGCUAUGGAAUAAUACGAUGUUGUAGUAUAAGAGCAUUUUGGUUUUACGAAUUCUUUUUGCACGUCUUUCCUUUACACAUUUAUUUUCAUUUGUAAAACAUUUAUAUGUAUUUUUUUUUUUGCAAUUUAAUUAAGAUCAAAUAUUAAAAGUAUUAUAUAAACAAAUGUAUGUUUAAAGCAA
Molecule: messenger RNA, 1028 nt
Organism: Calliphora vicina (urban bluebottle blowfly)
Lineage: Eukaryota; Metazoa; Arthropoda; Insecta; Diptera; Calliphoridae
Product: calcyphosin-like protein
Exons: 8
Coding region: 123-860 (245 amino acids)
Molecular function (GO): calcium ion binding
Source: RefSeq, a predicted model, not a curated record